AUGAAUAUCCCAGCUUCAGAAUCAGAAGUUCAAAAAUCUCAUGAAGAAAGAUAUAAAAAUUACUUUUUGGAAUCUACUAAAAAUUUAUUAGAUGGUGAAAUAGAUGAAACACUUUCAGAAGAAGGCACAAAAUUUAUUCAUAAACAUAAGUUACAAUUUAUUGACGAUGGAGAUUAUCCAUGUAUAUUACUUUCACCUCCUCUUGAUUCUGAAAAAUUCAAAAAAGCACUGAAAAAUGUAACAUAUGCAACAAAUACGAUUAAGAAAGAAGACCAUGAUAUUUACACAAAUUAUUAUUUAAAUAAAUGUGCAGGUGUUGAUAAAGUUUUUGAUUUGUUAGAUAAAAUAUCAAAAGAAACAAUUGGUACAUAUAAAAUUUUAUGCGAUUGUGGUUUCAUUAUUGAAGAUACUAAUAAUGUUUCAUAUGAAAGAACAGCACCGAAGGAAGACGAAGUUGAAAGGUCUAUACCAUUCGUUAUUAAGAAUAUAAAAGAUAUGAAAACUUAUAAACAUUAUAUUUAUUCAUUUAUUUCAGAAAAAAUGGAAGCAACCCAUAAAACAUCAUCUCAUCAUUUUAUAGCUAUUCAUACAUUCCUUUUCAAAGUUGUGAAAUUAAAUAAGACAGGAAUUAGAUUUAAUGUAUCAGGGUACGCAUUCUUGAGUAAAUUAAAAUGUAUUCGUCACGUCGCAGAUGAUAAAAAUUUAUGUGUUCUUAAUUCAUUUUAUGGACUUUAG
This is a messenger RNA of Trichomonas vaginalis G3, 735 nucleotides long. RefSeq lists its product as uncharacterized. The transcript has a single exon. NCBI's taxonomy places the organism in Eukaryota, Parabasalia, Trichomonadida, Trichomonadidae. The record is from RefSeq and is a predicted model, not a curated record. The coding region runs from base 1 to 735 and encodes 244 amino acids.